Meriones unguiculatus (Mongolian gerbil) is the source of this 7499-nucleotide messenger RNA. RefSeq names its product sterile alpha motif domain containing 4A (gene Samd4a). The transcript has 13 exons. The record is from RefSeq and is a predicted model, not a curated record. NCBI's taxonomy places the organism in Eukaryota, Metazoa, Chordata, Mammalia, Rodentia, Muridae. Gene Ontology annotation, cellular component: P-body. Gene Ontology annotation, molecular function: translation repressor activity; mRNA binding; protein binding. Gene Ontology annotation, biological process: negative regulation of translation; nuclear-transcribed mRNA poly(A) tail shortening; regulation of mRNA stability. The coding region runs from base 1192 to 3216 and encodes 674 amino acids.
UGCGAGCAGACCGUGGCGCUGCUGUCGCUGCUCAAGCGCGUGAGCCAGACCCAGGCCCGCUUCCUGCAGCUCUGCCUGGAGCACUCGCUGGCCGACUGCGCCGAGCUGCACGUCCUGGAGGGAGAGGCCAACAGCCCGGCACUAAUGCCGCAAAUGCCAGCUUAAAUUGAAGAAGAAGAAGAAGAAGAAGAAGAAGAAGAAGAAGAAGAAGAAGAACAAGAACAAGAACAAGAACAAGAAGAACAAGAAGAAGAAGAAGAAGGUCCCAUCCCCACUGUGAACAGUUGUGAGCAGAGCCCUCUUCCUACGUCCACCUGCAGACUUCUGAUGUUCCUGGUGUCCAGGGCACGGCCAGGGUUGAGUGAACUAAGACGCUGAUUCCCUCCCCCCACAAAUCUAAGCUGCAUUUCCAGAUGUCUUGAGCUGGGCUCAGUUAUCUGCAUUUGAGAUAAGAUGUAAAAAGCUCAAGACUCGCGAGAACCGAGGAACUGAUACCCAGCACAAACAGGCUGUGGUCAUGGUCCUAAAAUGGAGCGUCUUCCUAAGUGUGUGACAGUCUGCUGGUGCCGACGGAGCACGCGGGCCAGCGAUGCUUGUGAUCAAAGUUAGGAAUAGAAGGUGUGUGGGCACUUCUAUUAUAGCAGCCUGGCGCUCAAGCUGGCACAGACAGGCCAGCCGGGACUCCGGCACCGGUACUUGCAGCGGUACCAGGGUAUUGGUGUGUAUAGGCAGCUUGCGCUGUGCCUUGGAUUCCCAUGUAGAUUUGGAACCGGGAGGAUAAGUGAAGGGGCGUUUGAGAAGUGAAACGCCAUUGAGUAAACAGAGGGGGUGCUGGGAGUUUGUGCCGCAGUCACACGUGUGCCUGAGCAAGCCAGGACCGCUCGCCCCUCCUAUCGCUCUCUGUGGCUGCUGCCUCUGACAUCACAAUACUCAGGUGGCCACUCAACAAUGACGAGCUGUGCCCAGCGGACAUCAGAGGAGGGAGAAAAGGAGGAGAAGGAAGUGGAGAGGGAGGAGAUGGAGCAACACCCUAUGUGAUCAUUCCACCCACGCACACAGUUUUCACGUAACACCUGCUUCAAGUGUAAUGUGCUCAGCUCCACAUAACCUGUCCAGCGCCUGUACCCUCCCCCGCAAGCACAUCACGGUAUUAGGGUCCUCUGAUCAAGAGAACUGUGCUCCUCUCGCUGCAUGUCUCGUGGUUCACCGGCACACCAGCGAGCUAAUACUUCUGCACCAGACGGCUCUCCGGAGCAGCUGUUUAGAGGAAUCAUUAACCAAUGGCAGCAGGAAUCCAAGGAUAAGGUGAUUUCCCUUCUGUUAACUCACCUGCCCUUGCUGAAGCCCGGGAACCUCGACGCAAAAGUAGAGUAUAUGAAACUGCUGCCCAAGAUCCUGGCGCACUCCAUCGAGCAUAACCAGCACAUCGAGGAGAGCAGGCAGCUGCUGUCCUAUGCUCUGAUCCACCCAGCCACGUCCCUGGAAGACCGCAGUGCUCUUGCCAUGUGGCUGAACCACUUGGAGGACCGGACGUCGAGUGGCUUCGGUAGCCAGAGCCGAGGCCGCUCCGACUCCGUGGAUUACGGACAGGCGCACUACUAUCACCAAAGACAGAACUCUGACGAUAAGCUCAAUGGGUGGCAGAACUCGCGGGAUUCCGGGGUCUGCAUCAGCGCCUCCAACUGGCAGGACAAAAGCCUGGGCUGCGAGAAUGGCCACGUCCCCCUCUACUCUUCCUCAUCUGUCCCCACCACAAUCAACACGAUUGGAACCAGCACGAGUACGAUUCUCUCAGGCCAGGCCCACCACAGCCCUUUGAAACGAUCUGUAUCCCUUACCCCACCCAUGAAUGUGCCAAACCAGCCUUUAGGACAUGGAUGGAUGUCUCAUGAGGACUUACGAGCUAGAGGACCCCAGUGCCUCCCACCCGAUCAUGCCCCCCUGUCUCCACAAAGCAGUGUAGCCUCUUCAGGAAGUGGUGGGAGUGAACACUUAGAAGAUCAGACCACUGCUCGUAACACAUUCCAAGAAGAAGGUAGUGGUAUGAAAGAUGUUCCAGCUUGGUUAAAAAGCCUCCGUCUGCACAAAUAUGCUGCACUGUUCUCGCAGAUGACAUACGAGGAAAUGAUGGCCCUCACUGAGUGUCAACUGGAGGCUCAGAAUGUUACCAAAGGCGCAAGACACAAAAUUGUAAUCAGUAUUCAGAAGCUCAAAGAGAGACAGAACCUCCUGAAGUCUUUGGAAAGGGACGUCAUCGAAGGGGGCAGCCUGCGCAUCCCCCUCCAGGAGCUGCACCAGAUGAUCCUGACACCCAUCAAGGCCUACAGCUCUCCCAGUACCACCCCUGAGGUGCGCCGCCCUGAGCCCUCGCUGAUGGGCCCGGAGAGCUCAAGCCCCGACUGCAAAGACAGCGCCACGGGGGCCACCAGUGCCACAGCCAGUGCCUCAGCUGGAGGCGCCAGCGGUGGGCUGCAACCACCCCAGCUAAGCAGCUGCGAAGGGGAGCUGGCUGUUGCCCCUCUGCCGGAGGGGGACCUCCCUGGGCAGUUCACUCGAGUCAUGGGGAAAGUAUGCACGCAGCUCUUGGUCUCCAGACCUGAUGAGGAAAAUAUAAGUUCCUAUCUACAGCUCUUAGACAAGUGCCUCAUCCAUGAGGCAUUUACAGAGACACAGAAAAAAAGAUUGUUGUCAUGGAAACAGCAGGUGCAGAAGCUCUUUCGGUCUUUCCCUCGGAAAACCCUUCUAGACAUAUCAGGAUAUCGACAGCAAAGGAAUCGUGGCUUUGGGCAGUCCAACUCCCUCCCGACAGCCAGCUCUGUGGGCGGCGGCAUAGGCAGACGGAACCCACGGCAGUACCAGAUUGCCUCUCGGAAUGUCCCUUCGGCCCGCCUUGGUCUCUUGGGCACCAGCGGAUUCGUCAGCUCCAACCAGCGCCAUGCCGCUGCCAACCCUACCAUCAUGAAACAAGGAAGACAGAACCUCUGGUUUGCCAACCCCGGCGGCAGCAACAGCAUGCCCAGCCGCACCCACAGCUCGGUGCAGAAGACCCGCUCGCUGCCCGUGCACACUUCCCCACAGAACAUGCUGAUGUUCCAGCAACCAGAAUUCCAGCUUCCUGUGACUGAACCUGACAUCAACAACAGGCUGGAGUCCCUGUGCCUCAGUAUGACGGAGCACGCUCUGGGAGACGGGGUUGACCGGACCUCCACAAUCUAGAAACUGAAGAUGAGAGUGACCGCGCUGGCCGUGAAAUCGACUGCUGCGGGCCCGGUGUCAGCCAUCUUCAGGGUUGCAUAGAUCUUCCAAGACACUUUGCAGCCUCUUUCCCCUGGUCCCUCACCCAUUUUGAUUUUGUGAGAGCGUAGGUCAUCCUUGCAAACAUAUCAGUAGACCUGGGGUUGCUUAUGUUGUCAUUUGUUUCUGUCAUGGGAUGGGACGGUAUGCAGGGUGGGGAGGGGGAUCUUGGGGCGAUGUGGGGCUGGGAGGGGGUGGAGGGCUGCUAGUGGCUUCCUGGGUGGAAAUGGAGUGGGGAAGAGUAUGGCUAGAAGAGAUGCGCAAAAGACGCACAGGAGGGACGUAGAGCCCUGCCCUGGGGAGCCUUCUGGAAAGUCUGGCUUCACAGUCAGGCUGCAGAAGACGGAGGACAUAGCAACCAGAGCAAGAUGGUGGCUGGCCUGUUUGUGUCUCCCCUGGCUGGAUUUCCCUGAGGCCCUGCUUGAAACAGCCACAAGAGAGGGCCAUAUGGCAACAAGGGCAAGAGGAAGAAAUUCCCUCCAGCAAACUUUCAGAUAAACUUUGAUUUUUGUGUAUUGUUUACAUAAGAACUUUAAAGGGUACAUAAUGUGUAGGGUUUGGAUAGAACUUCUCUUCAUACUAUGGUUUUUGUAAAAGACUUAUUGUUAUGGAUUCAUUUUGUCUCAUCUAUUUUUAUAACAGUAGCAGGGUUGUCUUUUAAAAUGGCUGCCAAGCUCUGCUUCUCGGGAAGAUGGAUGCAGCCAAAUAGGUCUCCAGUUGCCAUCUUCCCCCAUGAGGUGGGAGGAGUGUGUGGAUGGAUUUGAAGGGUAAGGAUGUGGCUGAGAUGAACACAGCACUAGGCAGGGACACAAAGAUGGUGGCGCCGUGUGAUCAGUUAUGGAUAUGCUCAUGGGUCACCCAGAGAUGAUAAAUUGUGCAGCCUCUUUCUGGGCUGGAUUUGCAUCCCACACAAGGCCUGUCUUGCUUCCCAUGCUCCCCACAGGCUCCAGCCUACCAACCCUGUUCUUACUCCACACACAUACAUGUAGGUACAAGGCCUUCUAGAGAAGGAAAGACAUGGGUAGAUGUUUCUCCUUUGCAUGAGGCCUGACACUCAGAACAUUUGCCAAAAGACUUUGCAAGAGCCCAGGUCUGGGAAAUGAAUCCACUGUCACUCAGUCUUUGCUGAAGAAGAAGGCCAAGCGGUAGUGUGGCAGAGAGCAUGCAGAGAAGCAGUAGAUCCUGGUGGUCUGGUUCCACCAUGCAAGGGGGCAAGGGGGCAGUGCAAGCAGAAGCAGGAAAGGUUAAACUCAUGAUCAAAAUGGUGGCUCUUUCCACACAUGGGAGUCAGAGGUUUGCUGUGCGGUGGGAUGAUUUAUCCAGCCAUACUCGGGGAGGAGAAAAUACACUCACAUGCAUGUUACACGGUGUGAGCUUAGCUGUGACAUCACAGGGCACGGCAUCUGCUUCUCCAGGGCAACAAAGAAGAAUGUGAUGCAGUGGAGGAUAUUAGAGGGAAACAAAAAGGAACUGUGUGCUGCCCUGGAAAAUUAGUUGUGUAAAUGAGAUGGUCUGAUGCUUAGCCAGAGGCAUGAUCUGGGAGAUAAUGUAAGGCCUGUCCUGUUUAUUAAAUGGGUGAGACUGGUGUCUCUAAAAAACAAAACAGACAAAAAACGUGAACUCUAGACCAUGCCCUGCCAAUGACUCUACCUUGCCUAUGAUUGUUAUGAAGUGCAAAGGCCUUAAUAAAAAUCCACACAACUUUGCCUGUCAAGAUUACAAAUGUACACCUAGCCCAGCCCUGGACGCUGCAACAAAGAUUUUGAAGUCCUUUUACAGACUAAAAGGCUAAGGGCACCUGAAGCAGACAGAUGGAGCUUUUAGCGAGCACAGAGGGCUUGGGUUGCACUGGGCCCCACAUCACAACAGAUUCAGGCCACUUCUCACUCGGGUGACCAGGUCUGGGAGAUGCAAAUUCAUGUACAGAAAGAGGCAGCAUGUUUAGUUACUAAAAAGUUGUUUGUUUGUUUGUUUUAACCAAGUGCCAUUAACAUUCAUCCCUCGUGUCCCUUUUCCAAACAAGCUCAGUGUUGGGGAAGGAGCUGGGAUGAAGGAUCACACGUGAGGCAGGAGAGGUUAAAAUGUCGAAGGCCAAGGUAAGGCCAGAGGGUCUGAGGAUGUGUUUGGAGGACGCUGAGGAGGUUAGCAGAGAGGAGCGAUGGGAUUCCUCGCCGUGUGGGAAGGAGAAGGGACUCGAGUCUGCUACACAAAACGCGCCGCGUGUCCUUAAAGACACGGGUGCUCAGAAACGGGAAUGUGAACACAAUCACACACGCAUGAAUCUUCUAAGAGGAAGAAGACCAUAGAGUAUAUUUGCAAAUCUGAAUUUCUAUUUAUUCCUCCAUUGACUAUAGAAGCAAUGGUUAUCUGAUUAUUAGAGAUAUUAUUUUGGAUAUGUUACUUAUUAACUCGCUAUGGCUGGUGACCAUGAUAAAGUCUGUUAGUAGUAACAACAUAAUUCUUUUUUUAAAGAAAAAAAAAAGAAAAGCUUAUUUUUCAUUGACUGUAUAGAUUUAUCUACUUAGUUGUGGUUUGCUAUGUUAGUGUUUUUUGUUUUUUUCUUUAAGUUGCGUUCUUAUGAUUUUUAAGAGCCUUUCCCCACCUUAUUUGGAGUCCUGUGUUGACUGCAGGUAAACAGCUCAAUUUAAAAAUCCUAAAGCAGAGAAACUUUAUUUAUAAAAAAGAACCAAACAGUUGCAUGCCGGAGGCUGUGAGGCCACACCUUUAGGAAUAAGCUGCAGUGCCUUUUUUUUGUAUUUACCUGUUGACCACCCCCACCCCACCCCACGCAGCUGUUUUCUAUUAAAUAGAAAAGGUUUGAAACUUUGAGGGUAAAAUCUAUUUCCCCGCGUAGGUGACCCCUCGCUCUGACUUAAGCAGCGUGUCUUCUGGACUGUCUGAGGCGCAGCGCUGGUCUACAGUAUCGUGGGUGACGUUUUAUUGGUGCUUUUUACUCAUAGCGUUUUCUUACGAGGAAACAGUAGGAAGAAACACACAAACUGUGUACGAGACACAAUACGUUGCUGCUGACGGUUUCUUUUGUGUUGUUUGUCCCCCACCCCCACCCCACACACACAUAUGCUUUUGAGUUUGACUUGUUUAAAACACAAAUCCAGCAAGCAAAGCAGAUGCCACUGGGUCUGCCUGCCAAGGGCUGCUGUUUGCACCAAGCUCUCAUCCUGGGUUGAACUGAAGGCAUCUUUCUGGUACCCAGGAGGAGAGGUGCAGCUGGGCCCCACCUCCCAUUCUUCUGAGGCGACACUGAAGGAAACCAGAGUUUCUUUUGAGGUGUCGCUGGCUGCCUUUUACAGAAUGGGAGUCUCCUCCGGGUCUUUCCUUCUUCUGUGCCUCUUGUAGCUAGUGCUGGUGAAAGGUUUGUAGAUCUGUGUACCCCAGAGCCUGGGAUGAGGGCUGAGCUAGGGAGAGGAGAAAGCGGGUUCUGUGAGGGGCCUUUCCUCUCUACCCUGAGUGGGGAAGCACCUGCCCAGGGUGCUCAGGUGUGCCUCUCACAAACAGAACCUGAAGAAGGAUACAUGCUCACGGGGCUGUGAUAACACCAGUGUUCAGUUUGUUUUUCUGUUUGUUUUCUGUUUCUUUUUUCCUUUUCUCUUUUCUUUUUUACAACUCAUCAGAGAUGUUUGCAAAGUGACUUUUUUUUUUUUUAAUCCUUUAUCUUGACUUAAAGGUGAAUGUGAUCCCUCUGGGAGGAGCAAGAAGAAAGCAGGAAUGUUAGUAAUGGUGAACGAAGACUUCCUCCCUUAUUAAUCGAUAGCCCUCACGUAUUUAUGCCUAACAUAAGCUGACUUUCAAAGAGCUUUCUUUCGUUGCAUGCCCUGUGCAAGCAUCUGUAUUGUACAUGCAUGCCUUUUGUCCUGUUUUCUUGUAUAAAGUUAGUGAACAAAGAAAUAUUUUUGCCUAGUUCAUGUUGCCAAGCAAUGCAUAUUUUUUAAAUUUGUCAUACAUGGAAAGAGCAUGUUUGUUACAUGUAAAAGCUCUACUGAUGCAGAUACACUAAUGUUUGAACAUGCUGUUCUUUGCAAGUGUACAGUUUUCAAAUGUUGUUACCAGUGACAACACCCUUGUGGUCUAAACUUGCUACAAUGUAUUUAUUAUUCAUUUCCUCCCACGGAAUUAAGAAUCAUGGCUAUAUUUCAUAUGGUUAUAUUGAGAGUGAAGGGAAAUGAUUAAUACAAGGUUUUGUAACA